Messenger RNA from Williopsis jadinii, 3723 nucleotides. RefSeq lists its product as uncharacterized. The coding region runs from base 403 to 3612 and encodes 1069 amino acids. The record is from RefSeq and is a predicted model, not a curated record. NCBI's taxonomy places the organism in Eukaryota, Fungi, Ascomycota, Saccharomycetes, Phaffomycetales, Wickerhamomycetaceae. The transcript has 2 exons.
AAACAUUUCACGUUCUCCACGGUGAGUUGUUUAAUUGCCCACACAGGCCCAUAUCACGGCGAGAGAGCCGAGUUCAAGCUCUGUGUAGCGGUUUCUAUUGCUGUUAAUAGGGGGAUCCUCUUUGCUGCUUGUCUACAGCGCAGACACGCGACUUAUAGAAGUGUUUCACUGGACAAUUCGACGCGUCUUGAAACAAAUGCUAAGCACAGACACAUGCACAUAUGAACUGUAAAUGAAUUCUAGAUUACUUUUAAGAGGGCUUUCGUAAACAAUUUAUAUGUCCUCAAUUUCCUUGUCCGACCUGGAAUGUGUAUAUAACUUGUAUGAACAGCCCAUUGUUUCCGCUUAGUUUUUGUAAUAAGCCAGAAUACACUCCUUGGAAACUGGUCAACUCGCUUGAUAAUGACGACUGGUAAUACCUCUUCGCAGAUGAAGCUUCUCAUGGAGAACAAACAGAGCAGACUGAAAGCAGAAGGGCUAUACAUCUACGACUUUGAGCUGUUCAACAAAUGGCUAUUGAAGGAACAGGACUUGUUCGAUAUAUUUGCCUGCAAUGGAAUCAACCAUACAUCAUGCCGUUACGUGAUUCACUACUUGACCAGGGAGCUGAAAUCACGGCUCGGUGAAAUUGACAAGAACAAUGUGUCAAGACACGAACUAUCCGCACUGUAUGACGUUUUCAAGCCAAGUCUGGGCCAGUUCAACCAAGAUGAUAUAGAAUUCGCCAAUAGAUUCAUCAAAUCGAUGUUCCCAUACGGGGGUUGCUCAUAUACAGGACCGAAACUGCAAAAGAUGCUUACGGAAUCCAAAUGGAUCACCAUUAUCCUAUCACUACGUAUUGUCUGGUCUCUCUUACCAGAGGCCAUUGUUCCUUGGGAUACCUUUGAGAAAUUCGCACAGUGGGAGAAGAAUGAAGGGUUCAACAAUUUUCAGAGCUUCUAUCAGCAGCUGCCAAUAUUUAUGCCCUCUCAUAAUCACUGCUGUGUCUUGUUUGAAUUUUUAGAGAUAUUUAUCACCAUAUUCGAUAACGACUAUUUACUGGAUCUGAAAAGCGCACUUGAUGUUGUCUAUACAGCUGGUCAGAUUUGCUUCUCUAGAGAUACUUAUUGCGAAGGUACAAGCGAUCACCACAAGGAUGACGAUUUACAAGAACUGCAAAAUUUCUACUACAAGAGAGGCUACAGCUUCCAUUAUAUAUUUGUGUCUUAUCUGAGAGCACUGUCGAAGGAAUCAACGUUCAGCCAAUUUGCUAUGUUGGAUAUCUUUGACGUUGUAAAGACAUAUCCACCAGCUGAUUACAAACCAGUCACUCAAAGGGCGUUGACUCUAACUGUUCCCUCUGAUGAAGAGCUGAAAACUACCAAUUACUUCAAGUUGAUUUCAGUGGCUGCUAAUUCUUCAGCAAGGAUAUACUCGUCCAACCACACUUUCACAAAGUACGAGAAUAAGUUCUUGGACAAGUUUGAAGUCAAUCCGUACAAGGUGAUUGAUAACUUCUUUUCAAAAUCUUCAAAGAACUACUUGCUCAAGUUUGAUAGGAACUUGAAUUUUGAUAACUUCAAAGUUAACAGUACCAUCACAAAGAUGAGGAAGAGUUUGAAAGAUGACACCUUGUUUGCCAACAAAGAGUUCAUAUCAACAUUCAUCAAGGACUUCAACAGAUACGGGUUUGAGAGUGAGAGGGAAAAUGGUAAUUCACCAGAGACUUUCCUCCAAGAUACUAUCAACAUGAACUUUAGCUCGUCAUUUGAUCAACUGAACUCGAAUCCGGUUCGUUUGUCCAAACUGGAGAUUAGUGAGUGGUUCAUCAACGCUUGGAAGUAUGAAACGUUUCUGGGCUAUUUGCAAAACACUGCUGUCAUCAAGUUGACGAGAACUAUCGGUGACUGUGAUUGGUUGAUUUUAACAUCUCAUGACAAGGUUUCUGCCAAUAAUAGAUAUUUGACACCUCCAAACUCAGCUGGUGUUGAGGACCAAGAAGCUAACGAUAUCUCAAAGCAAGAUAGGAAACCACCGCGUAAAGAAGCUCAUGACAUUAAACAAAGGUCAGCGACUCCAAGAGCAAGUAUGGUGAAGAGUGCUCAAUUUGUCAAUGGGGCUUCUCAAAGUGACCCUCUGCCAAAGCUUAUCUUGAUCUCUAACGAUACGCCACAAUGUACCAAGGUGGAAACGCCAAAGAGAAAUAACGAGGACAAUUGCAUCAAGAGGGCCAGUAUUGUUGCUAAGAAAUCAAUGGAGAACUUAGCGUCGAUGGUAUCGAGUGACAGCUUCUCGACGAAGAAGGAACCAACAAACGUUGUAACCAUGAACGAUACCAUCGAUAGCAUUUUGCAGAAACCAAUGAAGCCUAUCGAAAGAUCGUCAAAUAACCUUUCCAGUCCUAAAAGAGCAUCUGUCAUGACUAUUGAAAAGGUCACGGAUAGUAUUGCAGAGCGAAGCUUUGAGAAGGUCAAGAUUGUCAGUGUUGGUGAAAAGGUCAAAAUGGUGAGCUCAUCAGAAGAUGUGAGUGUUGUUACCAGUGAGAAGGACAAGAAGGCAGAAACUAUUGAAGAGAAAGAAGAGGAUGACACUGCUUCUCAAGGUCUAAUGACAUUUGAGAAACCACCUGCAAGAGAACAAACAUCUAGAUAUAUCUAUCAAACACCUCCACAGUUGUGUUCUCCAACCGUCCCACCUCCACUGAUUCAAAGCUCACUUAAUGUCAAUUCAAUGGAUUCUGUUACCUCCAAGUUUGUCACAGAGAAGUUGAAUAGGAACCCAUCAGAGAUAUUUGGAAAGUUCAACCUAGCACAGGUGUCUCCACAAAGUGUUCUUGAGUCAAAAUUCGAAGGAGCAUACUCUCAAGAUAAGGUCCCCAUGAUCAAGACACCAGUUCCACCAGCCAGUAAGAGCAUCACCAUUGAACUUCCCUCUACUGCUCAAUGUAAUGAGCUAAACGUUGACAAUGGCUCUCCGAGGAACCAUUCAUCGAUUCUGAAUCAUAGACCUUCACUGAAAUCAAGAAAUACAAGUGGUCAGUCACCAGUGACCCAGAUGCUUCCAAAGUUCUUCAGGAAGCCUUCAAUGACCAAUGAUCUUUCCCGGUCAGAAUCGAACGAUUCCUUGUCAUUUAUCAAUGACGGCUCAGGAACUGACAAUAUCUCGAAGACAAGAAACAAGACAGACUCUGGCAAGACCACAUCAGGAGAGUCGUUUGAUACACAAGCUCGUCUGGUAUAUCACCAGGGAACCUCAUCUAGAAGGAAGGAGUUUAUAUCAAGAACGACACCACUAAGCAGCCCACUAGCACAGGUUGAUUCUCCACAGCUGGGGCUUAGAGAACCAAGCUUACAAUCCACUAAGCAGCGGAUUGGAAAGAGCACUGAAAGUCUCGAUAGUGCUUUUAGUGGGAAGACUGAUUCCUCAAAUCAGAACAACUCGUCAUUAGACUCUUUCGCUGAAGAUGAUAACGACGAUGCGACUACUGAUACUCAAGAUACAAGUUUGCAAGAGACAGUAACUCAUGAUACCAAACAAUUGACAUCUUUGGAUGCCCUUACAAGUGAAAUUUCUGACACUUUACGAUUUUUUGAUGAACCCACCAGUGAAGUAUCAAUUGAAGAUACACAAUGAAUACAAAAAAUUCAUAUAAUUUGUAUGAACAUGCUUUAUAAUUUUAGUUUAAGUAGAGCUCUCAUAUACAAUACAGCUAAAAAAUGAUUUAGAGCUCAUCGUGAACAGUUA